Sclerotinia trifoliorum is the source of this 1052-nucleotide messenger RNA. Lineage: Eukaryota; Fungi; Ascomycota; Leotiomycetes; Helotiales; Sclerotiniaceae. The record is from the annotation of a GenBank genome assembly.
UUUAUUUUUUGAACUUUUAGGUAACUACGCAGGUGCUUAAAAUCCCAAAAAAAAAGUCUUGUGAAUAUAUUUAAAUCUUCUUCUCAAAUUACACAUAUCGUAAUAACAUUUUCCACAUACCACACAUACCACACAUCAAAUCAAAUCAUAUCAAAGAUGGUCGUCAAAGAAUAUGUGACCUAUAACCAGGUAUGCAUGCAGCAAAACAGAAGCUCAAAAAUGCCCCUCUGACCUCAUUAAUCCUGCCCCUCCGAGCAAAACCGCACACUGACAAUCUUCCAGGUCCACAAACUAUGUCAAGAAGCCGCACCACGAAUUCUCGAUGAAUUUCAACCUCAACUUAUGAUUGCUAUUGGUGGUGGCGGAUAUGUUCCUGCGCGAAUCCUCCGUUCGUUUUUAAAACAGCCCGGAAGUCCUAAUAUUCCCAUCCAAGCUAUCGGGCUUUCGCUAUACGAACAACUUCCUUCUACACACCCUUCUUCUUCGAAUACUCCCGGAGAGGUGGAGCAAUUGGGCACAAAGGUUACGAGAACUCAAUGGUUGGAUUUGAAUAGUUUGGGUAAUAUGGAGAAUUUGGUAGGAAAGAGGAUUUUGAUCGUCGAUGAAGUGGAUGAUACAAGAACCACUUUGGAGUAUGCUGUUAAGGAGUUGGAGAAGGAUGUCGAGCUUGCUAGACAAAAGUUGGGUGGUCAAGGAGAGAAGACUGUUUUCUCUGUCUUCGUAUUACAUGUGAGUAACUUUCUGGGUUUGGAUAUACAUCUUUAAGGAGGAAAUUUACUAACAUUUUUGCGUCAACAGAACAAGAAUAAGGAGAAGAAGGGUACGCUCCCUGCGGAUAUGUUGAAAGAUAAUAGAUAUCUCGCUGCAAGAACCGUGGAGGAUGUAUGGAUUUGUUAUCCUUGGGAAGCGCAAGAUAUUGAGGAACAUGAUGAAUUGGCUCGCAAGCAACCUACUCAAUAGAAUUUCACCUCGUAACUUUAGUGUUUCGAAAAUCGAAAUAAAGUAAAAUCCACAUCCUUGGCUUUGUCCCUCGACCUUUCGGGCAAAUGUUA